AUGGGCUGCAGUGCCAGCCAGCCUCGGGGAUCUGUGACAAGACGCCUCGAGGGCCUUUCCGCCUCGGCAGCACGGGAGCUUUUGCUUCGAGAGCUUCGACAAGGCUUAGCCGCCGAUGAGCCAGACUCCUCCGGAGAGCUGCCUCUUGCAGCCGUCCUACGACUUGAUCAACCCUGCCCCGCGCUGGAAGUGCUUCUAAAAGCGGGGGCUUCCACGAGUGACUCGCACAUUGCCGAUGCACUCUUUGCACGACUACGGCUUCAACGACCGGAGAAUAGAAAAACAGUCCAGCUUCUGUUGGAGAGUGGCCUGGAUGCCAACUCGGCAGACAGCAGCCCUGGGUGCUCCCGUGACACUCUGCUCGUUGCUUCGGUCCGGGCAGGAGAGGACGGGUUGGUGGAGGACCUUCUGGCUGCCGGGGCAGAUGUAAAUGGAGCAGAUCAGCAUGGCAAUACAGCACUACACGUCGCUGCGGCCAAGGCCAGCGAGGCUGUCGCAGAGCGCCUUCUCCUAAGAGGUGCAAGUGCUACGGUGAAAAACGCAGAUGGGCAUUCGGCAGUAUUGUCGGCCCGCCUGGGGGCAAUUGCGCCUUCACUGCGGCUUUCCGCAGCAGGAGGCAGCUUCACAGAUCGUGUCGCGACCCUAGAACCUGGUUUAGUGUUGAAUCAAACCUCUCCUGUGCACGAUUGCACCACGAUGAUGUCCAGCAGCUUUUUUCUGCUCUGCCUGGCAACGGCAAAUGCUGCCGAGACAUGGCACCUUGUGGACAUCGCACAGGUGGUUUGUCCGAAGCCAGUUAGCAGCAACCCAAAUGCGCCGCCUUUUCCAGAGUACAACCUCGGCAUCAAUUACACCAGCUCGCUGCAAGUGGAUGCCCCGCACAUUGUCAGCUUCAUCCGCGCGAGUCAGCAGGCUGUGAGCAUCACUUUCAGCAUCGAGGACAGCAACGGACAAGAGGUGGUUCCGGAGACCACUGUGCAGCUGCAGGAGUUGAGCGACACGGUGCCCAGCAGCUGCAAGUGCACCAUGCCAACCCUUCCGGCCGAAGUGCAGGAAACUUAUGGUCAGAAUUACGGUGCACAGUGUGGAGCCUGGGAUAAUCCCAACUGUGGCGAACUUUGGGGCAACAUGUCCUUAGGCGCCUGGUGCUGUCGACCAUGGUGCUAUGCUACGAGUGACUGCCCGGAUGCCUACUCCUCGCAGGCUCUUCCCGGACAGUUCUUCAGCUAUGCCGCAUGCAACACUUUUGCACCAGUAUCACCGUGCACCUGGACUGCAGUCGCAGAGCAGAACGAUCCCUGCAAGUGCAAGGACGCGUCCAGCCUCUUCAGCGCAGACAUGCGAUCCAAGUUUGCUGACAACUACGGCUCGACAUGCGGCACUUGGGACAUGCAAAACUGCGCAACAAACUAUCGUCCAGACCAAGUUGACACGUGGUGCUGUGCCAGUUGGUGUUACGUCGACAAGGAAUGUUCUUCAGCCAUUCAGUCUCUGAAUGCAGGAAUGGAGGGUAUCCUGUUCUGGUCAGAUAAUGUUUGUGAUGACGAUCCGGCUCUGGUCGUUCAAUGCCCUUACAAGCCACAGCCAGUCGUGCCCGAAGGUGACACAUCGUGCAAUUGUCUUGGCAUCACCAUGGACUCGACCAAUCUGGCCCGCGCUGGUCUCAAUUCCACCUAUGCCAACUACGGCCAGCAGUGUGACCCGCAUGAUGCGAAUAUAUGUGAGAUUACGUACCCCCGAGCGAGCCACGACAUGUGGUGCUGCAUGUCCUGGUGUUGGGUGGACGAAAGUUGUCCCACAUCUCGCGCGUCCACGGUUUGGCCAGGGCACUUUUGGAGCACCGAGACGUGCACCAUGAAUGCAGACGUUGUAUCCGGGUGCAAGUACAGUAGAGCAUGCGAAUGUCGGGGACAGUUGCCGGGAGGAGCUCUUCCGGAUACCUUUGCUUCGAACUAUGGAAGUUCUUGCAAUGACUGGGACAGCAGCUCAUGCAAAGCCACUUGGUACCACAACCCAGACGGGGGCUGGAACACCUCUGCAGACCACGAAUGGUGCUGUGAUGCCUGGUGCUAUGUGGACGAGGCAUGCCCGAUCGCGAAGCAGUCAUGGCUCGGCAUCGGCUACUACUUCAGCUACGAAACGUGUGAUGAUCCUGCUGCCACUUACAACGAAUCAGCUGACACUUGCGAUGCAACCAAUCGCCGGCUUCAAGCUCAAGAUACAGGGCCAGGGGUGGACACGGAGAGUGCAGCCUUAGGGCGUCAACUGUCCGCUCGCCGCAGAGGGGGCAGCAGCUGGGGCAGCAGCAGCAGCAGCAGAGGCGGCUGGAGCCCGCGCAGACGCUCUCCGCCGGCCCCGCCGACGUCUCCAAGGAGGCGAGCACCAUCAGCGCCUUCCGCCUGGAGCCCACGGCGCCGAGCUCCAGUUUCACCAAGGCGACGUGACGUUCGACGACGAGCUCCUCCACCUCCUGUGCCAGCUCCUGUCAACACCCGCCGCCGUACUACCAGCAUCAACGGUCAAACCUACUCGGCAAGUCCUCGACGGCGUUUCGGUACCACUGGCGUGCCUUCACCGCCUGCGGUUCCAUAUGGCUAUGCCAACCGGCCACAGCUCAUGAACAACUACGGGGGCACGAUGCCGUAUCAGACUCCCUAUGGCUAUUCUGGUUACAAUGCUGUGCCAGCACAGUCACGACCGAAUGUUGCCAUGUACGCUGUUGGUGGUGCAGUGGUGGGUGCUGGAGCAAUGUAUGCGUUCAAUAGCAUGUAUGGCGACGCUUAUGGCUACGAGGUUUUUCGACGGCGCCGAAUAAACGACUUCCGGAACCCCGACUAUUGCAUUGUGACAGCUCCAGGAAGUCGCAAUGGUGCCUUCAUGGAAUGCCAGAAUUGCUAUCGGCUGUAUGGCUACUCCAUGUGCCCGUCGGCAAGAUCGUGCAACACGGCGGCUGGAUGCAGCUACACGACGCCCCAGUCCUUCAACCGGGAUGACCUGGCAGCCACGGGUUUUAUCCCGAAGGACUUUCGGCCUCCGCUGAAAGUCCUUUUCAAGAACAUCUCUGGGGCCGGGAUCGACACUGAUCCGAUCACUGGAAUCUGCCCACCGACCACGAGGGCAGAAGCAGAUCUAGUGGAGAACUUCAACAAGACGAUGUCAUUCAAACCGGACCUUUUCCUGGUCCUCACACAACAGCAGACCCUUCGGUCGCCUGCCGCUUCAGGCUGGGCCUCAAAAGAGGUCUUGUCAGCCAAGGUUGCUGGAAAGCUGGACGCUCGCGUUUUGGACGUCGGGGAGGAGGUUUGGAGAUGUCCAAUUUCCAAAGAGUGCUGGACGGGGUCUGCUUCUCCUCCAACAGCACCAAGGAACCACCAGGUGGCAGCGAUGUUGGCGCAAGCAGCUGGAGAUGCGUACAGCCUGGCAGAUGCCGUCGAAGGGGCGUGGCUCGCUGGGCAGGUUGUCUGUCAGAUGUCGAUGUCGUUGACUUCAGAUCUGCUGCGCAGCGAGAAGUCUGAUCUGUCACGACAGAAAUCAACAAGGGAGCGAUCAUGGCGGCAAGCUCUUGAAGAGAAUAUCCCCAUUCUGUACUGGCUUCCUCGCUACCCUCUGGAGAACUUGCAGCCGGACUUUGCUGGUUCGAUCACGCUGGGAUGCAUUCUCAUAGGCCAAUCUCUGGCACAUGCAAACUUGUGCAUGGUGAACUUGAUCAAUGGCCCUUACAGCUGCAUGCUUCCGCCAAUCGUUUACGCCUUCUUCGGCACCUGUGUGCAUGCCUCUGUGGGCACUGGCGGACUGGUGAGCCUGUUGACCGGCGAGGUCUUGGCACCACUGGGGGACCUCGAGGAGCGCACGAAAGCCGCUGCAAUGCUCACUGCCAUGGUCGGGGUGUUCUUCUUGGUUCAAGCCCCUCGACGAAAGCGGAGCCAGAAAUCGCAGACUUCGGUGACGGGGGAAAGCUUCGAGUCGAGUGUUGCCAGGGUCAGACUCCAGCCAUGGCGCAGUGUGCAAUUUGCCUGGACGUUUGCAGCGGUGCCGUGUCAAGCUUGA
This is a messenger RNA of Symbiodinium necroappetens, 4047 nucleotides long. NCBI's taxonomy places the organism in Eukaryota, Dinophyceae, Suessiales, Symbiodiniaceae. The record is from the annotation of a GenBank genome assembly.